AUGGCGGUCGACCUUGCAUCCAUCGUCGUCGCCGUCAUCUCGCUCGUGGCCUCGGUCAUUGUGGCCGGGCUCGGUGCCUACUUUAGCUACUCGACCCAGGAGCGCAAGGCCCGGCGCGAAGCCGAGCGCCUCUUGCAAAAAUAUCGCGAUCCUCUGCUCUUUGCGGCCGAGGACCUGCAAUCGCGGCUUGGCGGCAUCUUUCACGCCGACGUGCUCAGCUUCCACGGCAAGAGCCCGCACCACCACGACGCCCUCUACAUCUACACGUCGUUUGUGCUGGGCCAGUUCUUUGCCUGGACGCACAUUCUGCGCACCCAGACCCAGCUCCUGCCCUUUUCGCUCGAGGAGAGCAAGCGCCUGUCCAAGUUUAUUGAAAUUCUGCACUCGAUCCAGGGCGUCAUGCUCCUCAACAACAAUGCCGAGGAGGGCACGGCCUUUACCCUCUGGCGCGGCAACCAAAUGGCCAUUGGCGAGUUCAUGGCCGAGGGCGGCAGCGGCGGCAGCGCCGAGAAGCUCUGCAUUGGCUUUUACGAGUUCACCCGGACCUGGAAGGCCGACAACCCCAUUGGCCCCGAGGGCGGCGCCGACCUCAACACCAGCACAAACACCAGCGGCGCCGGCGCCGCCCACUACGACGGCCUGCGCUACUGGUUCAAGCCCAUCACCGACGGUCUCAGCCUCUUGGUUGAAAAGGGCUCCGAUGCCCCCGAGGGCUACCGCCUGCGCCGUCUGCAGCAUCUCCUGGUCGACCUGAUUACCGUCCUGGACCCGCAAAAGACGCGUAUCCAUAGCAAGAGUAUCCGCCGCUGCGUUGCCGCGCCUAGCUGCCCUUGCACCGAGUGCCAGAAGAAACCAGGCAUUCACGAGGGGUCUUCAGAGAAGAAAUCCCCGUUCUCGGUGCUGACUAGGAAGAUGGACACACUUCCUGUAUAA
Pestalotiopsis fici W106-1 is the source of this 933-nucleotide messenger RNA. RefSeq lists its product as uncharacterized. The coding region runs from base 1 to 933 and encodes 310 amino acids. The record is from RefSeq and is a predicted model, not a curated record. The transcript has a single exon. NCBI's taxonomy places the organism in Eukaryota, Fungi, Ascomycota, Sordariomycetes, Amphisphaeriales, Sporocadaceae.